AUGGCAGCUCCCCUUAUUGUUAAAGCCAAGAUCAAGUUAAGGGAGCUCGGAACAAAAGGGCUUCAGUGGAACAAUCUCGUCAGCAGCGACGACCGUGAUUGGUGGGAAGAAUGGUUUAGCGUCCUACAGCAGCUCAACGACAUCGACAUUCCACGCUGUUUAUUCCCAGAUGAAGAGAAUAUCACCCGAUCGGAACUCCACGCAUUUGGAGACGCAUCGGAAGAAGCGUACGCUGCAGUUAUCUACAUUCGGAAUGUGUACUCUGAUGGUCGAGUACUAGUACGACACGUGCGGGCGUCAACAAAAUUGGCACCGAAAAGAAGCAUUUCCGUGCCAAAGUUGGAGUUAAAUGCUGCUCUGCAAGCAGCCCGUCUCGCACGCUCAGUGAUCGGAGCAUUCACAAGGAUUCCGCACCGUCGGUAUUUCUGGACCGACAGCAGCAACGUAAGAAAUUGGAUUCGAGCAACCGCGUCCAAAUAUCAGAUGUUUGUCAGUCAUCGGGUUGGAGAAAUCCAAACACUGACUCAACCAGACGAAUGGCGUUUUGUGCCGGGCAAGAUGAACACAGCCGAUAUCGCAACUCGUUCAGCCAUUGAAGAGGAAGCCCUUCCAUCGCGCUGGUGGGACGGACCGAAAUUCCUACAAGACGACGAAGAAACAUGGCCAGCAGAUUUGUCAUGGAUUGCCGUGGUUGAAGAGAUACGGCCGGUGCGAUCACAUCAAGCCACCGUUACUACUUCAACGUUCGAUUGGGUAAGUGUCAAGAUCGGUGUAGAAGACAUUCCGGACUUAGUAAGACUGGAAAAGGUGUUCUACGAUCUCGUAAAAAGAUGUCAAUCGGAGGUGUAUAGCGAAGAAAUUCGUCGUUUGAAGAAAGGAAAAUGGCUUCAGCCUAACUCAAGUUUACUCUCUCUUUGUCCCGUUCUCGGAAAGGAUGGACUUUUGAGACUAGGAGGACGAGCCGGGCGAGCUAAGUUGCCCUAUGAAGAAUUGCACCCGCCAUUGCUGCCUGCGCAGCAUAGUUUUACGAAGACUAUCGUUCGAGCGUUCCACGUAUUGCUUAAGCACGUUGGAACAGACUACCAGAUCAGCUACAUAAGGCAGCAUUUCUGGAUACCAGGAGGCCGGGAAUUAGUCAAAAGGAUUAGAUACGAGUGUGAAAAGUGCAAACGAGAACGUGCCAAGCCAGGCGAACAACUUAUGGCUGAACUACCGGAUUCGCGUCUAGAAUCUGGCUCAGCUCCAUUCACUCGAACAGCCUGUGAUCUGUUUGUGCCAUUGGAAGUAGGACUUUCGCGAAAUCGCACAGCAAAGCGAUGGGCCGUUUUGUACACCUGUCUCGUUACCCGUGCCGUCUAUGUGGAUCUCGUGAACUCACUCUCAUCAGACGAUUUCCUUCUUAGCCUUCGGCGUUUUAUCGGACUUUACGGCAAACCUCGCGUCAUGCAUUCCGACAACGGCACAAACUUUGUCGGUCCUGAACACGAGCUGAAAGAAGAAGCCGAAAAACUGUAUGCCGAUGAGAAAGUAGCCGAGUUCAUGAAUUUGAAAAGGAUUGACUGGAGAUUCCAGCCACCCAGAACACCACAUUUUGGUGGAACGCACGAGUCGCUUGUAAGAUCGGCAAAAAAGGCGCUUUAUACCGCUCUUGACUUGGAGAGUAAGAAGCUACGACAUCCAGCGGAAGACACACUCCGCACUCUCCUAUAUGAAGUAGCCGGUUUAUUAAAUGGUCGUCCCCUCACUGCAGCCAGUACAGAUCCGAAUGACUUCCGUCCGUUAACUCCUAACGAUUUUCUAAACCGUCCGAGUUCGGCCGACCCACCAGCUGGACAUUCGACGACGCACUGCCCCGUGAGCAUUAUAGGUACGUCCAGAGAAUGGCCAAUCUAUUCUGGGAUCUUUGGAAGAAAGUUUAUCUCCAGUCACUUGCCGGAAGAAAGAAGUGGAAAUCCCCUCUGCCCAACUUUAAAGUCGGGGAUGUUGUGUUGGAGAUCGACAAGAGCCUACGACGCGGACAAUGGAAUAUCGGCAGGAUUGCGAAGGUAUUCCCAGGGCCAGACGGCCUAG
This is a messenger RNA of Daphnia magna, 2070 nucleotides long. RefSeq lists its product as uncharacterized. The transcript has a single exon. Lineage: Eukaryota; Metazoa; Arthropoda; Branchiopoda; Diplostraca; Daphniidae. Gene Ontology annotation, biological process: DNA integration. The record is from RefSeq and is a predicted model, not a curated record. Bases 1 to 2070 code for a protein of 689 amino acids. Gene Ontology annotation, molecular function: nucleic acid binding.